Seriola dumerili (greater amberjack) is the source of this 3022-nucleotide messenger RNA. RefSeq names its product family with sequence similarity 122B (gene pabir2). The transcript has 10 exons. Gene Ontology annotation, molecular function: protein serine/threonine phosphatase inhibitor activity. The record is from RefSeq and is a predicted model, not a curated record. Bases 963 to 1823 code for a protein of 286 amino acids. Lineage: Eukaryota; Metazoa; Chordata; Actinopteri; Carangiformes; Carangidae.
UGCUAGCAGCUAGCUUCUGUGUGAUCAUCUGGGACCCUGUUCAUUCUUGGCGGCGCCCUGCAGAAACGAAAAAUACGAGACUAUAGAGCGUAUAAGAUUUACAACAGACACGGUUUAGUUUUUUGUUUCAGCCGUGGUAGCUUUCUGGCUGAUGGACAGGAACAUUUAGUGAAAUGGUGACCCGGACUCUCACUCUGGACAUGGCAUUGUGGCCAUUGGCGUUAAUGCUAACUUAGCUAGUUAGCUUAUCAGGCUAGGUAGCUGGGCUUUGGGCUGUAGCUGGAUCGACUAGCUAGCGAUAAGCAUAACGUAUCUCUAGCUUACAUUAGCUAGGUACGCUGUGUUAGCUAGAAGGUAAACUCGCGUUAUGAUAAUCACAUUACAGCAGCGUCGCUAGAUUAACGUCACCUACGUUACACUUGAGGCGAACAUUCAUUUUGUUCUCAAACUAACUAGCUGACUAGUUUGGCUAACGUUAGCUAAUUUAAGGCGCUAACAUGCAGUAGUAGUUGAGUAGUGUUUGAGUCAACAACCACUGCUGCCUUACACCAGCAGACUAACAGUUACCGGGCAUUGUGCGGUAUGUAGCCAUGGCAUGCUAACCAUCCAUCAGGAAAGUUGGUGAUUGGUCAUAACGUUACAUGCAACGUUAGUACAGGCCGCUUCUGGCUGAACAUAUAGCCAUGAUAUGAAGAAUUGUAGAGAUAAAGUUGUUGCGAUUAAUAGCCAGUGCUAAGCUGCUUUAGCGCCAGAGUGAUACAGACGAUAGGGCCUUGCAGGUUGCUGUUCGUUAUCUACAUCGCGUUAGCUGGUUUGUCUCACGUCAGCUCAGUUGCUUGUUUGAUUAUGUGUCUCCAAAACAUGUAAAGUUGGCGAAGUUUGGAAAGCAACAAUGUAACAUCAUUGAGCUGGUUAACCAUUUUGAGUUCAUGACUUGGUGACAAGCAGCGUUAGCUAGCAAAAUGAACAACUCAGGAGUCAUGCCACAGGAAAAGAUGGAACUGGAUCUGGAAAUCCCAUCUUCGUUAGUUCAGACCGAUGGACACUUGAGGAGAUCCAACAGUGCACCCAUGAUUAAUGGCUUAAGUGAUAACUCCCAAGUGUUCCAGAGAGAGGUCCUGCGUAGCCGGAGAAAUAGCACUACAGUUGUCAACAGGCCCAACAUGGUCCCUUCAUCGCCUAUUCGUGUCCCCAGCACCAGACUUCAUCAGAUAAAACAAGAGGAGGGUGUAGACGUGAUGAACAGAGAAACUGCUCAUGAACGGGAAGUUCAAGCUGCCAUGCAGAUGAGCCAGUCCUGGGAAGAAAGCCUUAGCCUGAGUGACAAUGAUUUGGAGAAGUCGGCAUCUUCGUCUCCCAAGCGCAUCGACUUUGUACCUGUGUCGCCUGCCCCGUCCCCAACCAGAGGAAUAGGAAAAAAGGUACAUUUGACAUCACAGUGUUUCUCUCCUUCACUACAAAUCCUUGUGAGCAGCAAUGGCCUAACGCCCAGCCCAAUACCCAGUCCAACAAGACGCUUCAGCCGGCGGAGUCAAAGCCCAAUCAACUGCAUCAGAGCCAGCAUACUUGGGCCAAUAAAACGGAAAGGUGAGAUGGAGACAGAGAGCCAACCCAAGAGGCUCUUCCAGGGCACCACCACCAUGCUUUCCUCUGAUGUCUCCAAUCUGUCAGAUCUCAGUUCCUGUCACUCUCCAGAUUUACUGGAUGGCAGCCUCAGCAGCGUCAGCUCCUCCACAGACUCUCCAGGCAAAAUGGAGGGAGUGUCACCCUCUUCGUCCAGCAACUCGCCCUUCGCUUCCCUCCAGGACUUGUCUCCAAAAUGAGAAUGGCAUGGCAAGAGACAAUAAAAAGGACUGGCACAAAAAAAGCCUGUCUCUCCAGGGAACCGGUUUCCUUCUCAGACCCUCCACUUCACCAUCGCCUGGUUUUAGUUUAAUUGUCCAUGUUUGCUUCUGAACAGCUGUUUUCAUGGCUAUACGUCGGAGGGUCUAGAUAUGUUUGAAUUAAGGAAAUGAAAGCCAUGGAGGAGGUUUUAUAUUAAAGAGGUAAACCUAGUGAAACUGGGAAUGACUGAAGACACUGUGAGCACCAGCUGCUAGUAGAGGAUCUUGGAUGGUGCUUGGCUUCAUAGUGAUAUUGUGUUUAAGUGGCUAUCCUGCAAAUCUGUCCUACCAGUUCCCUUCACUGGAGAGAGACAAUGAGCACUGGAUGAAAAAAAAAAAAAAAGACUAUUUGGAUGUGUACAUUUUCCCUGUUUUUUGUGCUGGAAAACUUCUGUCCACAUGCCUUUGUAUGUACACAGUCUGCAGAUUUUGUAAGAAAAGAUUUAACUUAUUGUUUCCCUGCUUUGUUUGUAAUUAUGUACAUAUUAACCUUGUCAAAUGUAGUAUAGUUUAAGUUUGGCUGUGAGGUGAAUGUGGGCACAGGUCUUCAACAGCUAAACUUUUCUUUGUUUAAAGGAACGUAACUACUUUUGGGGUACAACUAUGUUUCCUUACUGUUAUUCUGUAAGAGAAGUUAAGUUUUCAGCAGAUAUUCUGAAUAUUUUUAUGAGAGAGGCUGUGAACUGUGGUGAUAUUUUUCAGUUUGGCUUGUACGUGCCCCUCCCCAUAACUUGCUGCAUCUUUAAUUGCCUACUAUGAGCAAUUAAUGCACCUAGCAGUGAAUUGUGGACGAAAUAAGAUGGUCAUCGCUGGUGGUCUUUCAACACUAACGGUUUUUCUGUAUCCUGUGUUCUUGUCAGGAUGUGUUUUGUAGAUAAGCAAAAUAUAGAAAUGAUUUUUUUUUUUCUUUUCUGGCAAAAUGUUCUUAUUUAUGGAAAAAAAAAAAAAAGUUUAUUAUAAAAAUUGGAUGGUGAUAGGUUUCUGUCCCCAGUAAAAGUGACCCAUUUGUGUUGUCAUUUACACCAAAUCAACUGACUGCUGGAAUGUGUGGUAAAAACAAAAUGACACCAUCAUAUUGUGAGUGAAGAGACUGCUGUUUCUGCUGUGGUUACAUUUAUUAAAAGCUUUUUUGCACAGGA